AUGCUUUUCCUCCUCUUUCCCUUGAUUUCAAGAUGGCUACGCUUGAAAAGAAAUGCAAACACUGUCAGCCCUGACUAUCAAGCUGCAUUUGAUGAUUUGCAAAAGGAAACCAUUGAUUUUGUGCGUUCGAACGACAAAGUCAUCUACUCUAUUCAUCAAACAAUUGAGCAAUUGCAGCAUUUGGUGGUUGUCGUCAAGUUACGCAACAAAGCGAAACCCGUGGCAGCAAAGUACCAAGAAAAUCGACCUUCAACUGGCAGUGUUCAUGCGCUACCAAGUCUUACAGCAAAAUCGUCAGUUGUCGAAGACAUUGCAAAGAUAAUUGAGAUUUACAAUCAGCUCUACUAUACCAUGGACAGAAUUAAUUCAACUGCAAUCAAGAAUUUAGACAAACUAGGUAUUCAAGACAUAUUUGACGACGAAGAUACGCAAUGGUAUCGAGUCUCUACGAUUCAGAAAGCCGAAGCUGCUGAUUUCGCUGAAGAGGCCAAGGCCUUAAAGUCCUUGUCGGAUAUUGCCAUUGCACAAGGUAAAACACUUCAGGUAGCGCCAAAAACCGCCCCAGAAAUGGUGCUUUCUGACGAAGAAAAGGUUUGGUUCUUCUUUUUGAUUUGUAGCUUGAUUGUUGUCUACAUAUUAUGGUACAAAGCUGACAGUGCUUCUGAAGGUACUGCUUGA
Molecule: messenger RNA, 678 nt
Organism: Mucor velutinosus
Lineage: Eukaryota; Fungi; Mucoromycota; Mucoromycetes; Mucorales; Mucoraceae
Exons: 3
Coding region: 1-678 (225 amino acids)
Source: RefSeq, a predicted model, not a curated record